AUGGUAGAAUCACUGGAUCUUAGUGUGCCAAAGUCAUUUAUGGAAUUUGCCACAGAGUGGCAGACCAAGCUUUCCCUUAUAGGGCAUCUGAAAAAUUUGCUUCUUGAUCAGAUUGGAAGAGCUGAUGGAACAGCUGUUGACUGCUCUAGAGCUUGGAGCCAUUCUAUCUCUGCACCGUUCUUUAGAUAUUCGCCGCAGUUGAGCACGGCCAUUGACUUGGAUGAAACGGACGAUGUGAAAUUGAUAAACAUUAUGUGGGGCACAAAGGUCUACAUGAAUGAGGAAAAUUCUUCAGUGGAGCAGCUAGUUGAGCUACUCAAA
This is a messenger RNA of Strongylus vulgaris, 321 nucleotides long. The record is from the annotation of a GenBank genome assembly. NCBI's taxonomy places the organism in Eukaryota, Metazoa, Nematoda, Chromadorea, Rhabditida, Strongylidae.